Messenger RNA from Helianthus annuus (common sunflower), 249 nucleotides. RefSeq names its product polcalcin Syr v 3. Gene Ontology annotation, molecular function: calcium ion binding. Bases 1 to 249 code for a protein of 82 amino acids. The record is from RefSeq and is a predicted model, not a curated record. The transcript has a single exon. Lineage: Eukaryota; Viridiplantae; Streptophyta; Magnoliopsida; Asterales; Asteraceae.
AUGGCAGACGAGGAUCAAGAACACCUUGAGAGAAUCUUUAAGCGGUUUGACACCAACGGGGACGGGAAGAUCUCGUCAACAGAGCUUGGAGAAGCUUUGAAGAUGCUCGGCUCUGUGUCACAUGAAGAAGUCCAACGUAUGAUGGCUGAAAUCGAUACUAAUGGAGACGGGUCUAUUUCUUAUCAAGAGUACAUGGACUUUUGUAAUGCGAACCGGGGGUUAAUGAGUGAUGUUGCCAAGAUCUUGUGA